Messenger RNA from Xiphias gladius (swordfish), 13686 nucleotides. RefSeq names its product spectrin, beta, non-erythrocytic 5 (gene sptbn5). The record is from RefSeq and is a predicted model, not a curated record. Gene Ontology annotation, molecular function: actin filament binding. NCBI's taxonomy places the organism in Eukaryota, Metazoa, Chordata, Actinopteri, Istiophoriformes, Xiphiidae. Bases 1 to 12366 code for a protein of 4121 amino acids. Gene Ontology annotation, biological process: actin cytoskeleton organization. Gene Ontology annotation, cellular component: plasma membrane; cortical actin cytoskeleton; cell projection. The transcript has 79 exons.
AUGGAGGGGGAGGAGGACGGGGCGGGGCGGGUCAGGGAGCUGCAGGAGCAGAGGAUGGCGGUCCAGAAGAAAACCUUCACCAAGUGGAUGAACAGCGUUUUCUCCAAGAACGGGGAGAGCGUGGAGCUGACUGACGUCUACACGGAGCUGAAGACCGGCGUCCUUCUGAUCCGUCUUCUGGAGCUCAUCUCCAGAGAGACGCUGCCUCCGCCCAGCCGACGUAAACUGAGAGUCCACUGUCUGGAGAACAACAGCAUCGCCAUCAACUUCCUCAAAACCAAGAUUCGGGUGGAUCUGAUUGGUCCAGAGAAUGUGGUGGACGGGGACCGGACGCUGAUCCUGGGGCUGCUGUGGAUCAUCAUCCUCAGGUUCCAGAUCGGACCAAUUAACCUGGACGAGGCGGGGGGUGGAGGCAGUGUGGCUCAUCGCUCGGCGAAGGAGGCUCUGCUGAUCUGGUGUCAGAGGAAAACGUCGGGCUACGACGGCGUCAACGUGCAGGACUUCUCCUCCAGCUGGAGGGACGGACUCGCCUUCAACGCCCUCAUCCAUGCCCACCGGCCUGACCUUUUUGAGUACCGCCGUCUCCAUGGCGACGACCCCCGCCGUAACCUGGAGCAUGCCUUCUCUCUGGCGGAGCGGGAGUUUGGGAUCAUGCAGCUGCUGGAGGUGGAGGACAUGGUGGUUCCUCAUCCGGACGAGAAGUCCAUCAUGACCUAUGUGUCCCUGUACUACCACUACUUCUCCAAGAUGAAGCAGGGACAGACCAUCCAGAAGAGACUUGCCAAGAUUGUUGGGAUGCUGAUGGAGCUGGAUGACAUGAAAGUCCAGUAUGAGAGAAUGGUCUCCGAUCUGCUACAGUGGAUCAAAGCCAAGGUGGUGCAGCUGAAUGACAGGAGAUUCCCAAACUCUCUGAGGGAGAUGCAGACACUGAUGACGGCCUUCAAGACCUACAGAACGGUGGAGAAACCUCCUAAAUACCAGGAGCGAGGGACGAUUGAAGCUCAUCUGUUCAAUUUGAAGACUCAGCUGGCAGCCAACAACCAGUGGGCUUAUAAUCCUCCAGAAGGUAAGACCCUGAGUGACAUAGAGAGGAGUUGGGUUUUGCUGGAGAGAGCUGAGCAUGAGCGAGAACGAGCCCUGCAGGAGGCGCUGCUCCGUCUCGAGAACCUGGAGCAGCUCGCCCAGAAGUUUGGGAGGAAGGCAGCUCUGAGGGAGGGGUAUCUGGAGGACACGCUUCGUCUGAUCCGGAGGCAAGACAUCCGAGGUCUGUCCACCCUGGAGGAGGCUCAGGCAGCCGGCCGGCGUCUGGAGGCCCUCGCCACCGACGUCCUGGCCAGAGAGCUGCGUUUCACCGCCCUGAGAGACAUGGCCAAGACCAUCGAGAGAGGAAACUACCACAGCAAGGAGCAGAUCAUCAGGCGGGAGGAGAGCAUUAGUCAUCGAUGGAAGGACCUGUUGCAGCAGCUGCAGGAGCAGAGGGGGCUGCUGGGAAAUAUAGCUGAAACUUUCAGUGUCCUGCGAGACAUCGACCUCGUCUCCCAGGAGCUGAGAGAACUACAGUCCCAGGCCAGUUCCUCUGAGCUGGGGAAGCAGCUGGCAGAGGUGGAGUCUCUCCUUCAGAAGCAGGAUCUCCUGGAGGCUCAGAUCUCAGCUCACGGUGAAACCAUCACCGCCCUCAGCAGCACAGCUCUGAAGGGAAAAGUGAGAGGUGGUCAGCAGAUUCAGAGCAGAGUGAGAGCUCUCGACACUCAGUACAAGUCUCUGGUGUCGCUCAGCAGCAGCAGGAGGAGCCAGUUGGAGGCUCAGUUGAGGCUGUUUGAGUUCUUCUAUGACUGUGAGGAGUCGGAGGCCUGGCUGUACGAACGCUGGUUGAGGCUGCAGACGGCCGGACUCGGACGAGACCUCAACCACAUCCAGCUGGCCCAACACAAACACAAGGUACUGGAGGCGGAGAUCCAGGCUCAGGAGUCUCUCUACCAGGGAGUUCUGGGUCGAGGUCAGGAUCAGCUGUCCAAACAGAGUCAGGUCAACCAGCGAGCCAUCCAGAAGUGGAUCAGGACUUUAAAGAAGCAGUGGAGCCACCUGACCGACGAGGUGACGGGACGCCGCAACAGACUGCAGGCUGCCGCUACCAUCAAACAGUAUUUUGCAGAUGUGGCAGAGGCCGUCUCCUGGUUGGGUGACAGGAAACCGCUACUGACCAGUGAGGACCAUGGGAAGGAUGAGUCGAGCACAGCGGCGCUGCUGCAGCGCCACCUGCGGUUGGAGAAGGAGAUGGCGGCCUAUGCCUCAGAGAUAAAGAGACUGUCAGAGCAAGCGAAGAGCGCAGCACAGCUAACAGCUCUGACUGCGGAGCCUCUGCAGAGUAAAAUGAUCCAAUACAGCGACUCAUCUGGAGAGGAGGAGGGGCCAUCGUCACCUGGCGCAAAGGGUGGGAGGGGCUCUGAGAGUGAGCAGAGCAAGGCCAAGGUCCGCUUCAGAUACAGCAGAGGCCAGAUUCCAUGGGAUCGUAAUGAGAUUGUAACCAUCGUCAGCAUGGAACCAGAUGGAGACCGAGUUCUAGCCAGAGACAGCCAAGGAAACCAGCAGCUCAUUCCCAAAACCUACUUGACCCUGCUCCCAGCCACUGUACAAUCAACCGCUCCCCCCACCCCGCCUGUCUCCACCCAUGGCGUGCCAGAAAGCCAGAGCGGGAAGCUGAGUCGUCCGCGGCGAAGUCGCUCGAUGCGUCGCAACACGUCUGAGAUCCAAACAACAUGGAUUCCGGACCCGCAGUACCAGAGGGACACUGUGGAAAGCACGCAGACUGGACUGGACCAGGACUACAACUCCCUGUACAACCUGGUCAAGUCGAAGAUGAGAAGUCUGGAGGAGAAGCUGCGUCUGCAUCGAUUCUACAACAGCUGCCAGGAGUUUGAGUCCUGGAUGGAGGAUAAGGAGAAAAUCUUGAACACCUUCAGCACAGACGCUGACAACCUGGGAGUGGUGCAGGCCAAAUAUGAGAACUUCCUGACUGAUUUGGUGAGCGGGCGUGGCCAGUUGGACGACAUCAUCAAAAUGGCCGAGGAGUUGGUUCGCAGUCGGCACAGUAAACAGAGAGAGAUCCAGGCCAGGCAGAGGACGGUUUCCAACAGGUGGGAUCGGAUCCAGCAGCUGAAGGAUGAGAAGGGACACGCGCUGCUGAGUACGGCAGACGUGCAGUCCUUUCUGCAGAGCUGCGAGGAGGCCAAAGCUCAGCUGCAGGGUCAGCUGUCCCAGCUCGACACCGUGGACAUGGGCUGCAGCUCCUUUACCCUGCUGGCCGAGGAGAAGAACCAGGCUCAGGCCCUCAGAGACAUCCAGACCCUGGAGGGGAAGAUCGCGUACCUGAAGAGCGUCGCCAAGAUGAAGCAGGACUGCAGUCCGGCAGAGAGUGCAGCCAUCAUGGAGGAAGUUCGGGGCCUGGAGGCGCUGCUGAAACAGGUGAAGCAUCAGGCUGCAGACAGACAGAGCCUCCUGGAGGAGGCUCGCAGGCUGCAGAGCUUCCAGCAGCAGGCCAAAGAGCUGCAGCGCUGGGGGGGUUUGGUGCAGGAGCGUCUCCUGCAGGAGGAGACAGCCGCAGAUGUGGCCUCGGCCGUCGCCCUGCUGGAACAACACCAGGAGCUCCGGCUGGAGAUGGAGGAGCAGAGGAGCAGGCUGAAGGAGAUCGAGAAGUUGGGGAAAUCUCUUCAGCAGGGCUCUUCUAACAGGAAGACCGGUGGCGUCGACAUCCAGCAAACCCUGAGCAAUCUCACCGCGGAGUUGUCCAAGCUCGACAGGUUGUGGACCAGCAGGAAGCAGCGUUUGGAGCAGGGGGUGGAGCUCCAGAGGCUGAACCAGGAAGGAGACCGGAUUGAGGCGACGCUGUCCGGACACGAAGCCCGACUGAAGGUCAAAGACGCUGGGGACUCAGUGGACAGUGUCCACAGUCUGCUGGGUCGACAGGAGGAGCUGGAAGGUCUCCUGAAGGCUCUGGAUCAACGAGUUGAUCAUUUCAGCGAGCGCAGUCUGGAGCUCAUCAACCAACAACAUUAUGCUGCAAAACACAUCGAGGAGAGGAGCAGGAGCAUCCAGAGGGCCAACGGGAGGCUGAAAGACAGCAGCAGGCAGAGGAAGAGUCUGCUGCUGGCCUCUAAGAAAUACCAGGAGUUUCAGAGGGAUGCGGACGAGCUGCUGCUGUGGAUGGAGGAGAAGUUUAAGGUGGCUGAGGACGAGUCGUACCGCGACCCCACCAACAUCCUCCGAAAGCUGAAGAGACACGAGGCAGCUGAGGGGGAGAUGAAGGCCAACCAGGUCUGGUUGGACAGACUGGUUCAGCUGGGACAGGAGAUGCUUGCUGAAGAGCACUACAACAGUCAGAGCAUCAGCAGGAAGUCUACUCAGCUCAGCAGCCGGUGGAGGAGACUACAGGACAAGAUGGCCGACAGAGGAGACAAACUGAGACAAGCGGGACAGCAGGAGCAGCUGAUGGAGCUGCUGCAGGACGCCAAACUGAAGAUUGAAGCCAUCCAGUGGAUGCUGAACAGUGCCGCCAAAGGUCAUGACCUGCGCUCCAGUCGACAGCUGCUGAAGGAGCAUCAGCAGCUGGAGCAGGAGGCCAAAGAGCUGGCGGAGAAGAUCAACUCCAUCGUCAGCAGGGCCAAACACCUCGCCUCCAACCACUUUGACUCUCACAGGAUCCUCCAGGAGACUGACACUUACCUCACUCUGUUCAAAUCCCUCCAGAAGCCUCUGGACCAGCGUCGAGCUCAGCUGGAGGCGUCGGUGCUGUUAUUUGGGUUUUAUCAUGAUGUGGACUUGGAGCUCAGCUGGAUCUCUGAACACCUUCCUGCCCCUGGAUCCACAGGAUACGACAAGUCCCUGGCUGGAGCCAUCAGCCUCAUGCAGAAACAAAAGGAGUUACAGGCUGAAGUGAACGCCCACCGAAAACACCUGAACCAUGUCCUGGAGAAGGGCCGGAGCCUGGCCAAAUCCAGCCAAUCAGACGGAGAUGAAGUGCUUCAGAGGUGCAUCCGGCUGAGUGCAGAGUGGGAGGAGCUUGAGGAGGCCUGCAACAGGAGAGUAGCCCACCUGAGCAAGGCCAUCACCAGAGAACAGCUGCUGUUGGACUGCUCAGAGCUGGAGUCCAGGAUCACUGAGACGCUCAAUCUGGUGAACACCAAUGACUAUGGCAAAGACCAACUGGCCACACGGAGUCUCAUCACCAAAAACCAGGUGUUGGAGGGUCAGCUGGAGGUGCUGGAGGUGGAGGUGGAGGAGCUGGGAGACCAGGUGGAGCAGGCGGUUCAGAACUGGAGUAUGGAGGAGCUCAGCAGACCCUACAGCCACGUCAGCAGCCUGAACCAGCAGCUGCAGCACCAGGCCGCUCUCAGGGGUCAGAGGCUAAAGGAAGUCCUCCAUCUCCAUGAGUUCAGACGAGAAUCUUCAGAGUUGGAGGACUGGAUGAACCAGCAGAGGCAGACGGCAGAGUCUCAGGACCUGGGCAACGACUACCAACAUGUUCAGUUGCUUCGUGGGAAGUUUGAGGGUUUCCUGAAGCAGCUGGAGGUCGGAGAGGAGCGACUGCAGAGCUGCAGCGACGUGGCUGCUCCACUUAUCCACAACAAACAUCCACAGAGCGCUGCAGUCAGAGAAACACUGCUGGAACUCAGUGCACGCUGGGAGGAUUUGAAGGCUUUGGCCAGAGAGCGUCAGGAUCAGCUGCAGAGAGCCGAGGAAUGUCACCGCUUUUAUCAAGACCUGACUGAUGCACUCACACUCAUCCAGGAGCGACAGAAAAGCAUCCCUGACGAGGUGGCGAAGGAUUUACGGGGAGUGACGUCACAGCUGAGGAAACACGAGGCUCUGCUCCACGAGCUGGCCGCCACAGAGCAACAGUUGCAGGAGCAGCUGGAUGCCGUCGACCCCAUCCUGGACCUCUGCACACCUGAGUUGAAGCUCCGCCUACAGGACGUGCAGCAGGAAGUGGUGGAGCGGUGGGAGGAGCUACGACGUCACACUGAGCAGAGGGAGGAGGAGCUAAAACUGGCGUGUGAGCGAUACCUGUUCCUUAACACGGUGCAGGACUACCUCCUGUGGUGCAGCCAACUGAUCGGUGUGAUGGCCGCUGAGGAGAGCAUCAGCGACGUGGCCACUGCUGACCUCCAGCUGGCUCAACACCAGCAGCUGUGGGCCGAGAUGGAGGCCAGACAGGAGACCUACCAACAGGCUCUGGACAUGGGAGAAGAGCUGCAGACACAGGACAGGAGCAACAGGAAGGAGGUGUCGGAGAAGCUUGAUGCCCUGCAGGCAGAGCGGGCCAAACUGGAGGAUCAGUGGAACAAGAAACAAAGCUGGUUAGAAACCGUCCACCUGGAGCAGGUCUUCUACAGGGACGUUAACAGCAUGGACAAGACGUCCAGCUCACAGGAGAUCCUGCUGCAGAACAGCAUUCUGGGAAGCGCGGUGGAUGAGACGGAGGGUUUGAUCAAACGUCAUGAAGCUUUUGAGAAGCUGCUCAGCUCACAGGACGACAAGCUGUCCUCUCUGAAGGAGCUGGCUGAGCGGCUGGAGAAGCAGCUGAGCAGAGAGAAGAGUGCACGGGUCAAAACCAAACUCAAAGCCCUCCUCCAGAGACGAGAUAGGAUCAAGGAGCUGUCCGUCAAACGCAGGGAGGAGCUAGAGCUUUCCAGGAUGCUGUGUAUCUUCAACCGAGAUGUUGCCCAGGCUGAGGAGUGGGUUUCUGAACGAAUGCAAAAGAUGUCGGAGGACGGUAAAGCCGACCUCAGCAAUCUGCAGACUAAGAUGAAGCUCCUCCAGAAACAUCAGGUGUUUGAGGCCGAGAUCCUGGCUCACAGCGAGAUCAUCAGCUCUGUGCUUCUGGCCGGGGAGGAGCUGGUCUCCCUUCAUCGCCCGAGGUCCAGGGAGGUGAAGAGGAGCGCAGCCACCCUGCAGCUCCACUGGGAGGAGCUGAAGAAGGCUGUGGCCACCCGAGGGAAAGCUCUGGAGGAUAACAGAGACUUCCUUGAGUUCCUGCAGAAGGUUGAGGAGGUGGAGGCCUGGAUCAGACACAAGGAGGUGAUGAUUAAUGUGGGAGAUGUUGGAAAGGACUAUGAACAUGGAGUUCUGCUGCUGAAGAAACUCAGCGAGUUCAGGGGAAGUGGAGAUAGGGAACUGACAGUGGACGACGCUCACAUCACAGCCAUCAACAGACUGGCAGCCAGACUGGAGAAGAGACAGCGCGCUGAGGAACUGGUGACUGUCAGAAAGAGGAGACAACAACUCAACGACAGGUGGAGUAAGUUUCACGGAGAUCUGCACACUUACAAGAAGAAGCUGGAGGGGGCGCUUGUGAUCCACGCCCUCAUCAGAGAGCUGGAGGAGGUCAGGGACAGAGCCAACGAGAAGAUGCUGCUGCUGCAGGGUCAGGAUUGUGGUUUUGAUGUGGAGAGCGUAGAGAACCUGCUCAGACGCCACGAGGAAACGGAGAGAGAGGCCGGGGUCAUCCAGGAGAGGUCAAAGGCUCUGGAGAAGGAGGUGUCAGAUCACUUGAGGGCUCGGUCAGCGAUGAGCGACAAGCUGAAGAACAUACAGAAGGACGUCCAGAAGGCUCUGAAGACUCUGGACAAAGAGUCCAAACACAGGAACGAGAAGCUGCAGGAAGCUCACCAACUACAGCUGUUCAAAGCUAACCAGCGCCUCCUGCUGGAGUGGAGUGUCAAACAGAGCGGUGAGAUGGCAGAGAAAGGUCUCCCCAAGACCAGAGCUGAGGUGGACUGGCUCACCAUGGAGCAUCAGGACUGGAAGACAGAGAUCGGCGCACGUGCUGAGCGCAUCGACUCUGUUCGGGACUUCGGUCUCGGUCUGAUCCGCUCCGGGCACAGUUCGAAGGCAGAGAUCCAGAGGGCUCUGAACCAGCUGGAGGAAGCCAGAGCCGGACUGGACCGAGCCUGGCUGAGCCGCAACAUGACGCUGGAGCAGGCCCGAACCCUGCAGGUCUUCCUGGCCUCUGUGGAGCAGUGUGAGAGCUGGCUCAACAACAAGGAGGCUUUCCUGUCCAAUCAGGACCUCGGGAGCUCAGUGGCAGAGGUGGAGACUCUGCAGAGGAAACAGAUUCAGUUUGAGGAGGCUCUGGAGGCUCAGGUGGACCAGCUGGACCAGGUGGAGAAACUGGCCCAGAACAUGAUCCAACAGAAGCACUACGACUCCAACAACAUCAGAGCCAAGAGCAAAGCGCUCGCUGCCAGGCGGAGUCAGCUGCAGCAGCAGAGCAGAUCUCGCCACAAAGAUCUGGAUCGAUCGUUGCAGCUGCAGCAGUUCUUAUCCAGUAGCUACCAGGUGUGUGUGUGGCUGAACGAGCGUAACGCUGUGGCGUUGGAUGAGAGCUGGAGGGAACCAACCAACCUUCAGGCUAAACUGCUGAAACAUCAGAGCUUCGAGGCCGAGGUCCUCGCCAUCCGCUACAGAGUGGACACACUCACCAAGGAAGGGGAGAAGCUGCUGUCAGAAUCCGGGUCUGCUGACGUGAAAGUUCGACCUCGCCUCAGAGAGCUGACAGACAGCUGGGACACUCUGAUCCACAACUGUAAGGAGAAGAAAACCAGACUCCAGGAGGCCUACCAGGCGCUGCAGUUCCAGCGUUCAUUAGAUGACAUGGAGGACUGCGUUGGCUCAGUGGAGAGGGAACUGGCCAAUGAGGACUGUGGAAGCGACCUGCCGUCUGUCAACAGGCUGCUGAAGGCUCUGCAGGGGCUGGAGGAGGAGGUGGACGGACUCCAAGACAGAAUCCAGGGCCUGGUGGAGACGGCGAAGACCUUCCACUCUCAGGGAAACUUCCUGGCUGAGGAGAUCCAGACCAGAGUGGCACACGCCAUCAGCAGGUACAACAGUCUGUCUGAGCCCCUGCAGAGUCGCAGGGAAACCCUGGAGGCCUGGCAGGUUCUGUUCCAGUUCUACCGAGACCUGGAGGAGGAGGUGGCCUGGCUGAGCGACAGGCUGCCCUCCAUCACUGCUAAAGACUGGGGGAGCUCCCUGAGCAGCACCCAGCAGCUGCUCCACAAACACCAGGCUGUGAUGCAGGAGAUCUCGAGCCGCGCCCCACUGGUCCAGGCAGUUCAGGAGGCGGGACAUAGUUUGGUCAGAGCUCGUCACUUUGCCUCUCACGAUAUUCGGGAGCGUCUAGAGGAGCUGAAGAGUCUUCAGGAGGAGCUGAUGAUGGAGGCGGAGAAGAAGAGGAAACUCCUUAAGGAGGCGCUCAGCAUCCACACCUUCCUCUCCCAGGUGUCGGAGCUGGAGCAGUGGUUGGAGGAGCAGCGGGCGGGUUUGGAGUCUCGGGACUGUGGGAGGAGCGAGGAGGCGACGGAGGCUCUGCUGAGGAGGCUGGACUCCGUGGACGUGGAGCUGGAGAACCAGAGGAGAACAGCGGAGAGGCUGCAGGAGAGCGGAGCAUCGCUGCAGCGCCUCGGACAUCCCAACAGCUACCUGGUCAGUGAUUCCCUCCCAGCUGUCCUUGAACGCUUCGAGACUCUCCUCAGACUCUCUGCCUCUCGUCGCGCCGCCCUGGAAGAUCAGCUUCAUCUCUACCUGUUUGAGAGAGAGGCCAAAGAACUGCAGACAUGGCUGACCUCCAAGAAGACCGUGGCAGAGUCCGAGGACUGGGGACAAGAUCUGGAGGACGUAGAGGUUCUUCAGAAGAAACUGGAGGUUCUGGUCUCAGAGGUGUCUGGUCUGGGUCGGAGCAGGCUGACCUCGGUACAGCAGCUCGGCCGAGGGCUGCAGGAGGACGGUCACGCCCGGAGGAGAGACGACGCUCUCAGCAGACUGUGGGACGACCUCAACAGUAGCAUCAGGACCAGAGAACAGAGACUGCAGUCGGCGAGGGAGAUCCAUCAGUUUAAUCACGAUGUGGAUGAGCUGAAGGGCUGGAUGGCUGAGAAGGAGGCUGUGCUGGACUCAGAGGACCAGGACCCCGACCUGCAGUCCAUCCAGACUCUGCUUAGACAACACGAGGCUCUAGAGAAAGACCUGGCGCUGAUCUCUGAGGAACUGACCAGGAGCAGAGAGGAGGGCCGGUCUCUGAGCAGACGGCAACCUCAGUCCAGAUCCUCUGUGGCUCAGAGGCUGCAGGAGCUGGAGGCCUGCUGGACCAGCGUCCAGGACAAGGCCUCCCGACGCAGCGCCAGACUGGGCCAGGCUGAAGAUGUGCAGAAAUACUUAUCUCACUGGACUGAACUCAUGGCCUGGCUGAAGGAAAUGCUGUCUCUGGUGCGAGGGGAGGCGCAGAGCGUGGAGGGCACUGACCUGGAGCAGCUCAUUAAAAAGCACGAUGAGUACCGCGUCCAGAUUGACAGGCAGCUCAGCAAAUCACAGGCUGUGAAAGACGAAGGGAGGCGACUGAUAGAGGAUGGAAACUUCAUGUCCCAAGAGGUGGAGGAGCGUGUCUGUGAGCUGGAGGAGCUGGAGAUGCGGGUGGAGAAGGUUUGGGAGGAAACCAGGCUGCUGUACGAGGAGGAGCUGGAGAUAUCGCUCCUGCAGAGGGAGCUGGAGCAGGCAGAGCGCUGGCUGAGCUCCUAUGAAAACACUCUGACGGCUGAGGACUACGGGGACUCUGUGUCUGACGUUAUGGAGCUCCUGAAGAGGCAGGAGGACUUGGAGGCCAUGAUCCAGGCCCAGGGCGACCGCUUCAUCGCACUACAGAAGAAGAAAACGCAGAGGGAGAAGAGACUUGGUCUCCAUGGAAAUGAGGACAAGGACCUUCAGGACAGGAGAGCCCCAGGCAGAGUCUCAUCCCUGAGGCGUCAACCGUCAGAUCCAAAGACCCCAUGGAUCUCCUCCUCUAGAGACAUAGUCCGCCGAGUCAGCAGUGGCAGGCAGGCGGACCGAACAAUCAGACUGUCCAUCUCUGCUAGUCCCCCUCCAAGCCCGUCUCUGCACCGUGAACCAGAUUCUAGGAGCCGAAUGAUUGCCAACAAGGCUCAAAAAGAAUCGCCUCCUGCUAGUCCAGGCUCCAGCCUGACUGUAAAGCCCUGGAGAAGUCAAACCAGACACUCAAACAUAAUCCCUGACAUUCCCCUGAGAGGAUCAAGUGACUCCUCCUCUCCAAAACAGCCUCAGUCACCUCCACCCUCCUCCCCCAAACCUACCUUAUUCCCUCAAACCUCUGUCUCCUCCUCAUCUAAAGGGCCUCCUGAGGAUGACUGUCGUCCCAGAUCCAAACCUCCUCUGGCUCCAAAGCCUAGAAUCUCUUCCACAGAGCGGACGUUCGGACGCCGCUCUGAGCCCCUGAACCAAUCGGAGAAGCCCCCUACGCCACCUGACUCACCUCCACUAAUCAGACAGCUUGUUGCUUCCGCUGAAACGCCACCUCAACCCGUCGCAGAAAGACAGACUCCCCCUGAAUCACCAACACCUUCAAUGAGAAAAGGACUCAACGUCCUGGAAUCGCCAAUAAGCGAACAGCCUGACCCUCCUGAUUCUCCAGCUCCACCUGCUGAUAAACAGGUUAAGCCACCUGUCUCCCCGGCUGCUGAACCAAUCACAGUGGGGGAUAUAGAUUCACCUGACCCUGCUCCUACAACGAGGGAGCUACCUCCGUCUCCUCUACAGCGGCAAAAGAUGUUAGAAGAUCUACCAGAGGAACAGCUCACAGCUAAGGUAACAGCAGUUCAGCCAAUCAGAAUGGAGGGGAGUCUGGAGAUCAAGCUGAAACAAGCAGGAAACAAGGGUCUGGAGCACUGGGAGGAGGUGUUUGCUGUCCUGGAGGGAGAGACACUCAGUCUGUUUAAAGACCAAGCAGCCGCUGCAGAGAGGACCUCUAGGUGGCCUCCUAUCUGCAUGGUUGGAGCGGUUUGCAGGGAGAACUCCUACUACAGGAGGAAGGAGAACACAUUCAAACUGAUACUGGAGGAUGGCAGUCAGUACCUGUUUGCCGCGUCUAGCAGAGAGCUCCAGCUGCUCUGGGUGAAGAAGCUCCAAAACUGCCCCGAAUCCGCCAGCAGCGACUCUGACGACUCAGGGAGAGCGUCAUCUUUCAACCUGAGUUUGGAGAAGCUGGCCGAGGCCACGGAUGACUCUGCCUCGUCCAAACCUCUCCACAGGGGAGCCGAGAGCCUGGAGAGGCAGUCGUCCGCGGAGGCCCAGCCUCCUCCCAAGCCCCCCCACACCUACUACGACAAACACCGCUACCCCGAGGGGGGGGAGGUCAGUACCACAGGUUUAAAGAGCUGCCAAAACCGGCGUCCUUCAGCACCUCCUCCUGCAUCGCCCGACACCCAGGACCCCACCGCUGUGACCCCCCAGGUAACAGCCGACAACAUGAACAAAGACAAGUCCAGAAGGAGCAUCUUCAGGAAGUUCUUCGUUAAGAAUUAAAGCUUUCUCCGACCGUCACCUGGCAUCUGCGGCGGGGCUUCCUCGUCACCAUUCAGCAUCCCUCAUUCUGGGGAAUGCAAAUGGUGCAGGUGGUACAUCAGCCGACGGCUUCUAGCUUGCGAGAGCGUCUUUUAAAAACGAUAUUAAAUUCAGAAUAAUGAGGUUUUAUCACUAAUGAUACUGAGACAUAUUUUCCAGACAUGAUACUUGAGGAGGGGGGUGUCUUUAAAAAAGCCUUCUCGAAAGCAGAGUAAAAUAAUUUUACUUUUUAAUUUUAAGUGCUUUUAUUAAACAUUGUCACAAAGUGCUUUACACAAAAACAAAUAAAAAGGGUAUCAGCACCUCAAACAAAUACACCAGAACUAGUGCGAAAGAAACACGUGACAGAGGGGAACAGACAAAUGAUGAGGUACUGCAGAUGACUGGCCACCCUCCAAACCUUCGGUACGGUUUCUGACACGGGUCGGAAACCUAAAAAAAAAAAAAAAAACCCCAAAAACUCCGAACUUUUACUUUAACACCGAACAGGCUUCCAGACGUGUUGAAUUCAUUCUACAGAAAAAUAAAUUCUUAGCUCAGAUCCACUCUCCAGCUUCUCGAGAGCUCUCGCUCUUUUGACCACAUGACGGGGCUGAAACCUCCUGGGAGGGCUAGCGAGGGCUUGCUCUCCCUCUGUUGAGGUGAGGUCCCGAGGCAGACGGACUUCAAACUCCGGCCGCCGCGUCUCUGACGACCUGUCUGCACCACCUCUGAUGAGAAUCUGCUCCCGUCUCUCAUCUAAAACCCUCCCUGCCGCUUGCUCAUGGAUAAACGAGUGAGAGCAAAACCAAUUCAAACACGUUUGGCAGAGAUGAUGUGUUUUUGUGAGUUUUAAAAGAUGAACUUUGGUUAAUGAUUCUGUUUUUUUUGUAAAUGAAUUUCAUUUAUUUAUUAAUGAGCAACAAAUCCAAACAUCUUAAGACUCAUCCUCUCCUCCAUUCAGUCGGAUCAAUAAGUGAAUCAUUAAAAAUAAUGAGUCAGAUUAAGACGUGACAGAAAUCAGAAGUUCACGGUCUUAUUCAGUUUGAGAAAUUAAAGUCAAUUCAAGUGUCGGAGUGAGAGUCGUUCAGACAAACUGCCUCCAGUUCACCAAUCACAAACGCCACAAAUAUCCGACCUCACUUCAGUUUAUCUGUCGGUGUUUCUGCGGAUCAGAUGAGGACGAUGGUAUCUAUCUUUGCACUUAUUUUAUUGAUUACUGAUUGUAAAUGUCGUUCAACUACAGAACUUUAUGAACUCAUGCAUUUGAUUGAAUUGCACGGGAUGUUUUAAUAAAGUGUU